AGAGAAGCGAGUGCCACUGACACACUUUACAGCUGGGAAACCAACCAACAUGAAGUGCCUUCAAAUCCAGAGGGGAAGGAAACAUGGUUAGCACUUUAAUUAAUGAUACGAACUUUGCUUUACUGAUUACCGCUGCCUUAGACUCUGUGAGCAGGUAACAAUCCAAGUUUUUUUACCCCCCACGCUCAAAGCUCAUUGUGAGAUCCACGCGGUUAAGGAAUGCGUUUUAAAAUCAGGUUAUCAGAAGACCCGAUUAAAGAAAACUGCGAAAAAAUGUAACACGUAAACAUGGAAAACGUAUUAACCACAAAAUGAUCUUUUUUCUACUUUUGCAAGCGUUUUCGGAUCCAGAUACUCAAGCUCCACAGCCAACUGUUUUAAGGUGGAUCCAAGCACACCGGUGCUGACCAGAGGGUGUCGUGCGCUGAUCUUGCCUCUGACUCCGUGACUGCAGUAAGUGCUAUGAUCUCAGAAUGUUGGCCAGAAAAAGCAUCAUCCCCGAGGAGUACGUGUUCGCCCGGAUUGUAGCUGAGUAUCUGCGUCAGCCGCGCUACACAGCCCGGCCUCGACAGGCAAGAUUCAUCGCCAAGAACGGAGCCUGUAACGCGGCUCACAAGAACAUCAGGGAGCAGGGCCGCUUCCUGCAGGAUAUCUUCACCACCCUGGUGGACCUGAAAUGGCGCUACACUCUGCUGAUCUUCACCAUGUCCUUCCUGUGCAGUUGGCUGCUGUUCGCCAUGAUGUGGUGGCUGGUGGCUUUCAGCCACGGAGAUCUGGGCCAGCGCCAGGGCUCUGUCUUCCAGCCGUGUGUGACCAACGUCAGUUCCUUCACCUCCGCCUUCCUGUUCUCCAUCGAGGUGCAGGUCACCAUCGGCUUCGGGGGAAGGAUGGUGACGGAGGAAUGUCCCACCGCUAUCACGGUGCUGAUCAUGCAGAACAUCGCCGGGCUGAUCAUCAAUGCCGUCAUGCUGGGCUGUAUCUUCAUGAAGACGGCGCAGGCUCAUCGCCGGGCGGAGACGCUGAUCUUCAGCCGCCACGCGGUCAUCGGCGUCAGGAACGGCAAACUCUGCCUGAUGUUCAGGGUGGGCGAUCUGAGGAAGAGCAUGAUCAUCAGCGCCUCGGUCAGGAUACAAGUGGUGAGAAAGACCAGCACCGCAGAGGGCGAGAUCAUCCCCAUGAACCAGAUCGACAUCAAGAUGGAAAACUCCAUCGACAGUAGCAGUGUCUUCCUGGUGUCGCCUCUCAUCAUCUGCCACGUGAUAGACAGACGCAGCCCCCUGUAUGAGAUCUCGGCCAGUGACCUCCACAAUCAGGACCUGGAGGUGAUCGUUAUACUGGAAGGUGUGGUGGAGACCACAGGCAUCACCACCCAGGCUCGGACAUCCUACAUCGCCGAGGAGAUCUUGUGGGGAUAUCGCUUUGUCCCAAUAGUGACUGAAGAGGAAGGGACCUAUUCCGUGGAUUAUUCCAAGUUUGGGAACAGGAUCAAAGUGGCCACUCCUCACUGCAGUGCUCGGGAACUCGAUGAGAAACCAUCCAUCCUGAUCCAGACUCUUCAAAAGAGUGAACUGUCUCACCAGAACUCCUUGAGGAAACGCAAUUCGAUGCGGAGGAACAAUUCACUGAGAAAGAAUAAUUCCAUCAGAAGAAACAACUCGUCUCUCGCAGUCCCUAAAGUGCAGUUUUUGACUCCGGAAGACAGCACAGAAACAGCUGGAAACUAAGUGAGUUAAAUUUAUCCAACAUCCCAGAAGUAGCGUACAAGCCAAAUAGACUGACUCCUUAAAAGUGACAUUCUAUUAUGUGAGCCAUUAUGUGAAGGUAAAUCUCUUUUGUAUAUAAAUACUGAGAAAAUGAAAGUAUGGUGCGGUUGAAAAUAUUUUUUGAGCCGCCUUAUGUUCCAGUUUAUCUCUUUGUUGUGAAAUAUUAUGUUUACACGUUGGCUUAUUGCAAUAUAUCAAAUAAUUUGUACAGAACUUUGCCAGAACUCUUUAUUUUAAGCUGGCUGGGUUUCAAAUGGACAUCAGAUUUUCAUUGCGAGUUGUAUGUUUAAAUGAAUAUGAUUUGCAAUAUUGUUGGUAGAACGAAAGUUACAAAGUCAUUGCACUACUUCACUUGAUUUUUGUAUUUUUAACACUAAAUCACCAAUAAAGUUAUACAGUAACAUUUUUAAGCAUUAUACCAUUAGUCCAUGAAUCCUACUCACCCAAUUUUCCACCAGAUUCCCCCAAAUUUAUGUACAGUAUCUUUGAUAACCCUGAAUCCUUCCAGU
This is a messenger RNA of Callorhinchus milii (elephant shark), 2272 nucleotides long. RefSeq names its product potassium inwardly rectifying channel subfamily J member 8. Lineage: Eukaryota; Metazoa; Chordata; Chondrichthyes; Chimaeriformes; Callorhinchidae. Bases 474 to 1724 code for a protein of 416 amino acids. Gene Ontology annotation, cellular component: plasma membrane. The transcript has 2 exons. Gene Ontology annotation, biological process: regulation of monoatomic ion transmembrane transport; potassium ion import across plasma membrane. Gene Ontology annotation, molecular function: ATP-activated inward rectifier potassium channel activity. The record is from RefSeq and is a predicted model, not a curated record.